Pecten maximus is the source of this 1330-nucleotide messenger RNA. RefSeq names its product cell wall protein DAN4-like. The record is from RefSeq and is a predicted model, not a curated record. Bases 1 to 1257 code for a protein of 418 amino acids. The transcript is spliced from 4 exons. NCBI's taxonomy places the organism in Eukaryota, Metazoa, Mollusca, Bivalvia, Pectinida, Pectinidae.
AUGUGGAGCUCCGGUAAUUUCAAAUCCGGCAACAACAACUCCGACAACUACAACUCCGACAACCACUACUCCGACAACUACAACUCCGACAAUUACAACUCCGACAACCACAACUCCGACAACUACAACUCCGACAACCACAACUCCGACAACUACAACUCCGACAACCACAACUCCGAUAACCACAAUUCCGACAACUACAACUCCGACAACUACAACUCCGACAACCACUACUCCGACAACUACAACUCCGACAAUUACAACUCCGACAACCACAACUCCGACAACUACAACUCCGACAACCACAACUCCGACAACUACAACUCCGACAACCACAACUCCGACAACUGGAACUCCGACAAUUACAACUCCAACUACAACUCCGACAACCACAACUCCGACAACCACAACUCCGACAACUGGAACUCCGACAAUUACAACUCCAACUACAACUCCGACAACUACAACACCGACAACUACAACUCCAACUACAAAACUACAACUCCAACAACUACAACUCCGACAACUACAACUCCGACAACUACAACUCCAACUACAACUCCGACAACUACAACUCCGAAUACCACAACUCCGACAACCACAACUCCGACAAUUACAACUCCGACAACUACAACUCCGACAACCACAACUCCGACAACUACAACUCCGACAACUACAACUCCGACAACUACAACUCCGACAACUACAACUCCGACAACUGGAACUCCGACAAUUACAACUCCUACUACAACUCCGACAACUACAACUCCGACAACUACGACAACCACAACUCCGACAACUACAACUCCAACCACAACUCCGACAACUACGAUAACCACAACUCCGACAACUACGACAACCACAACUCCGACAACUACAACUCCCAUUACAACUACUUCAACUCAAACAACAACUCCCACAACAGCCUCCUCUGUGACAUUUCCAUCUUCAAAUAUCCCAGCGAAUUUGACAGCUGUGACACCCGAUACAUCAAUGCAUAAUUCACCCAGCACGUUUACGUCAUUCGUGACAGAAAAGUUGACAACACCUGUUUCUUUACCGGAUUUGUCACCAAGCUCUACUUCAAAGGAUAUCACCACAUCGGCUGUCGACACCACGGUUAAAGUGCCAGAUCCUUUAAGCAUUCUUCAGACUACUAAGACACCGUGUGUUCCUAUAUUUUGUAUACUUCCCUGUGGAAACCCUCCUAAGUAUCGCAAAGACGCCAAUGGCUGUGAGCGCUGUGAAUGUGCCUAGUAUAGUAUCGAGUAAAUGCGUUUUCGAGUUGUAAAAUAAAACAUUAAAAUUGUGUUAGAUAUUUCAGUCCGUA